Messenger RNA from Nilaparvata lugens (brown planthopper), 6050 nucleotides. It is a transcript of the gene Unc-115a, whose product is annotated as actin-binding LIM protein 3. Gene Ontology annotation, cellular component: actin cytoskeleton. Gene Ontology annotation, biological process: cytoskeleton organization; lamellipodium assembly. Bases 493 to 3141 code for a protein of 882 amino acids. NCBI's taxonomy places the organism in Eukaryota, Metazoa, Arthropoda, Insecta, Hemiptera, Delphacidae. The record is from RefSeq and is a predicted model, not a curated record. The transcript is spliced from 20 exons. Gene Ontology annotation, molecular function: actin filament binding.
UUCUCAGUUGAGCUUCAGUUUGAGUAGUGUGCGUUCGGUGUUCGGUGUUUCCCUCUUCCGUCCGGUGUUCGGUGUUAUCUGUAUCGGUGUGUCAUUGUUGUGUGCUAUUUUGCUAAAUUUGUUCAUUGAAAUAUCCACUCUGCGUCUGGUGAAUAGGAAUACUAUUUAGUAGUCACUUUUGUAAAUUUAAAUACGUAUUUACAAGAAUUUUAUAAUAGUCAAGAUUUGUUACCAAACUUUUACUCAGAGAGUGCUCUAGUUGUGUAGAACACUGAUGAUACAGUAGUGAGUGAAGACUGUGUUUUUUGUGCUGCUGAUUUAUCGAACAAAUUCAUUCAGAGGAGACCCGCUUUAUUUGGAAACAGUUUGGAAAUUGAGUUAGAGGAGUGGCAGGAGUAAACCAACCGAUGGUAGUGAGUGGCGACUGUUGAGAGUGUUCGGUUGAUUUGGUUGGCGUCGCGACGCAAGCAGCCGCCAUUUUGUUGUGACGUGAUGAAGACGUCGCCGUCGAUCAGCCCGGCUAGCCGCGCGACCGCCAAGUUCGUGCUUGUCGAACAGCAGCAGAUCGCUGCGGCGAACCGGGGCGGCAACGACCCGCCGCUGAAGACGGCCGAUCGGCCCGUGGCCGAGCCGCCAUUCGAGACCGCCAACGCUAAGGCGGCCAGCAAGAAGGACAAGAAAGAGAAGGAGAAACUCGAGAAGGAGAGUAAGAAGAAGAGCAAGGAUAAGGAGGAGCCACACAAGACCAACGGCGUUUCCAAAACUACGUCCGGUGCGAAGAUUAUUAAUAAAGGGAAAACAUAUUGUCAAAGCUGCAAGAAAAAAUGUUCUGGAGAGGUGCUCAGAGUGCAGGACAAAUAUUUCCACAUUGCCUGUUUUAAAUGCAAAGUGUGCAAGAACUCGCUGGCACAGGGUGGGUUCUUCUGCAAGGACGGCGGCUACUUUUGCACGAAGGACUACCAGACGCUGUUUGGCACCAAGUGCGCCAUCUGCGGCGACUAUGUCGAGGGCGAAGUGGUGUCGGCGCUCGGCAACACCUACCACCAAAAGUGCUUCACCUGCGCUCGGUGCAGGCAUGCAUUCCCCAGUGGUGAACGGGUGACGUAUACAGGGAAAGAGGUUCUGUGUGGAAAGUGUGUGCAGAUUCCUGUGCGAGAAGUUCAUUCAACGCAGUCUAGUCCAGUUAGUGCUUCAGCAACUGAUUGUGCGGGAUGCCGACAGGACUUGAAAGAGGGGCAGGCGCUGAUUGCCCUGGACAGACAGUGGCACAUCUGGUGCUUCAAAUGCAAGGAGUGCGGAGCCGUGCUGCAUGGCGAAUAUAUGGGAAAGGAUGGAAUUCCGUAUUGUGAAAAAGAUUACCAGAAACUAUUUGGAGUGAAAUGCGCCUACUGUAGUCGAUACAUAUCUGGAAAGGUUUUGCAGGCUGGUGACAACCAUCAUUUCCACCCGACCUGUGCGCGCUGCACCAAGUGCGGUGAUCCAUUCGGAGAUGGUGAAGAAAUGUACUUGCAGGGUGGCGCGAUCUGGCACCCGCGGUGCGGCCCGGGACCGACGGAGAACGGCACCAUUGUGAAUGGCGGCUCUGUGAACGGACACGCCACCGACACGGAGGCCGAGGCAGAGAGCACCAAGGACGGACGCGAUUUCGAUCGCAUCAGCAGUUCGGCUGUCAGCGAGAUGCAGUUUUCACUACGUUCUCGCACUCCAAGUCUCAAUGGAUCACUUUAUAGUCCUUACAAUAGCUUGAACAGAAAGUUCGGCACGCCCUACCAGCGAGCAGGCAGCCCUGGUCUAAUUCUGCGCGAAUACAAGUCCCCGAGCAGCCACCAGUACCCGGAGGACAUCAGUCGCAUCUACACGUACAGCUACCUGACCGAGGAGCCAACCACCAGCUACCUGAAGCGACCCAUCGACCCCUACGACAAGCCGCCCACAUCGCCGCACUUCCACCGGCCUGCCUCGGCGCACUCGAUGCGCAGUGGUAGCAAAUCGUCGGGCACACUGCGCAGCCAAUCACAGCACAGCCGGUCGGGCAUGUGUGUGCUGGUGGAGAGCAUCCGCAGUGAGACGCCCCGCCCCCGCUCCCCCCACCUCAACAACGAGGAGCCAAUCGGGUUGGCGCACUUCCCCGCCGGCCAUCCCCCCCCGCCCGGCGAGAAGCCCAAGAUUGAGCGCGACGACUUCCCCGCGCCGCCAUACCCCUACACUGAUCCCGAAAGACGACGUAGAUGGUCCGACUCUUACAAGGGUGUUCCAGAUUCCGAAGACGAAGACACAGUAGACACAACUAUGAGUAAAAAGGAAAUGACAGAAAUCAAAUUAAAGAAAGAAGAGGAGGAACUGAGUAAAAUAGCGACCGGAAUCGGCAAAGUGUUUUUGCAGAAUGUUCGCGAACGCGAAAAGCUACGCGCGUGGAAAAUGAGUCACAUCGACCCGCGCAAUGCCUCACGCACCCCCUCCGCCGCUAAGGAGCCCACCUACCGUCUGCGCUACCAGUCACCUGUCAACGCAUCCCCCUCGCGGAACCUGGACGCGCCCCGGCCCUGGGAGGAAGACGACGAACUGGAUCGUAGCUCAAGCUAUCGCUCGUCGAUGGGUCGAUCAGUCGGUGCCAUUCCCAGCUAUAACGUGGUGAGUGCCUUGAGGCAUGUGCCCAAGCCUGGCUACGGCCUGGCGCCACGCUCUCACACCUUCAGUUCGACAGCCGGCACCACCACACCUGGUGAUUUUUCAUUUAGUGGAUUAGGAGAGAAAACUCACAGUACUGAUUUCAGUAGCGGAAAAUCAGAUAUUUCUGGAGGCUCGAUAUCCGACGUCGACCGAAGGAUCCUGUCUGGUGAGAUGCACAGUUCUUCGACGUACACCGGCUGCUUAGGCUACCCUCCCUCCGCGUCCCCCCACAUCCGCCGCUCCCUGCCCAACAUGAUGGCCCCCGCCUCCAACGAACCCCCCAAAAUCUACCCCUAUCACCUGCUGCAAAUAUCCAACUACAGGCUGCCGGCCGAUGUUGACAGAUGUAAUCUUGAGCGACAUCUAUCUGAAGCGGAGUUCGAAACUCUGUUCCACUGCAGCCGGAUGGACUUCUACCGCAUGCCACAGUGGAGACGAAACGAACUCAAACGACGCGCCAGGUUAUUCUAAGCCAUUGCUUUGCCUCUCCACUUCAACGUCUUCAGCAUCACAAUAUUCACGUCGUUCGUUCCGGCUUACUGUGGCAUACCCUUAUAACAAACGUUUGCCAUAAUAUUGUAUCAAUAUCUUCCAUUAAAUAGAAUAUUGUAAUUUAAAGAUUAAUAGAUUAUCAUAUAUGAAGAACUGUAAAAGAAAAAUCAUAUAUUAUGUAGAAGAAUAAAUUAUUAAUCAAAUGAUGAUGUAAAAUUUGCUACAAAACUAUAUUUGAUAGACUUAUAAUAUUCAACCAAUUGCGGCAGCUAAGAUACCCUAGUUUUCAAAUUAUAUGAUGCAGCUGAUUUUUCAGUAUUGUUUAACAUAAAAGUUUAGUGGAUAUUGGUUUAUUUAAUCCUACUUUGUAGCUGCAGGAUAAUUUCUUUACUUGCAUUCUUCAACUACUUUAGCAGCCUAAAUUAAUAGCAAUUCAGUUGUGUAUUUUCUGAACAUAUCGAUUUGAAUAUAUUAUUUUUGAAAUAUUAAUUGAUAUUGAAUUGAAUGUUUUAUUCGGCAGGAUUAAUUUUCCACCGUAGGUAACCAAAUUCCUAGCAAUUGGAUUUUUAUUACUUGAUUUAAUUGUAUAAUUAUAAAGUUUUGAAUGUUGAUGUAAUUUGUAGUGAGCUGUGAAAAACUUAUUAUAUCAACAUGCUUUUAAAUGUUCUAAAAUCUGAAUUUAUUCCAAUUUCUACAAUUUUAAUAGGGAAAUGGAGACUAUAGUAGUUUCGAAUAACUUGGAUUGUUAUCAAUACUUCCUCUGGUAUUGCUCAGAAAAUAUUUAUAACAGUAGCCUAGCUAACUUUGUUAAUUAUAAAAGUCUAAACUUCUUUCUAUAACAGAUGAAUUUCAUCUACUUACAAUCGUGUCAUAUUUUAAUUCACAUUCUCAUGAAAAAUUAAAAAUUGAUUUAUUGUCUUUGAAAUCUACUGAACUACUUGUCUGAUAAGUUGUUAAUGAAGACUUCAUAAUUAUAGACUGAUUCUCAUUUAUUCAGAGAUGAACUAGAUCAAUUGAUAACUAAAAACUCUUGUCAUUUGACACGUAUAUUUUCCUGUUGAAGUUUAUAGUAAAAUGUAAUAAGAAAAAUUACAAUUUAGACAUAGAAUCUGAAACAAUAAGGUCACCAAGUUAUAUUUUAUUAAAUGAAUUUCUCAUACGAAAAUAAAUCAAUUUCUUAGAAUUAGAGAAUCACCCUCUCAUAAUUUGGUUUCUAGAAUUGAAUUGAAAUGUAAUUGAAAAUGGUGCUAACAUUAAGUGGGAUUGGAAAGUCUCAUUUAAACUUUGAAUGUUCGUCAUUGUCAUCUUUUAAAUAUUUUUAUUUCUAGAGAUCAAUCGAACUAUUUGACAUGUCGAUCCUUUCAAAUAAUAAUACCUACCAUAAGAGAUCCAUGAAUCUUGGAAUUUGUUGAGAAUUCUUUACUACAUAUAUGAUUUCAAAAUCUGUCAGUUUCAAAGCAUUGUCUAUGAAAGACAAAACGUCUGCAAAACAUUUUCUAAAUUAUUAAUUCAUUUAUUUAGACUGACGAGUUUCAAGCAGUUCUUCCACUGCCAUAUUUACUGAUAAAAUUUUAUGUACUACAAUUCCAGCUCGUUAAAAAUUCAUUAAUAAAGUUGGAACUGGCAAGGCUUUGUACAAUUUUCUAAUGUUACAUUGUAAUCGGAAUGGAGUAUAUAAACAGUAGGCUACUUCAUCCUCUCUGCUUUGGAGCGUUGCUAUAAUAAUUUAUUAUGAAUAUUCAACUGUAAAUAUUAUUUCAAUAUGAAUAAAUCGUUAAUGAUUAGUUUGAUUGUAUUAUUAUUAAGUAAUAACAUUGUAGUAUUGUAAUAUAAUUUACUUUAGGGCACAUUAUUGAAGCAUUUAAUUCGUCGAGCUGUGUAAUAUCGUUUCAAAUUAGCUUUGGCGGCUUGUAUAAACUUAGUAUAGUUGACUCAAUAUUUUUAUUAUUUGCUAAUAAAUUAUCAUACGAUAAUUUGUUGAAAAAAUGUUGCUUUCUAUCUCUUUGGUCUUUAACUUUGGUAGCUAUUUUACAACUCGGUUCUCCUGGGAACAACGUGAUAAUAUCCUACGAUGAGUUAUUUUAUUGCUAAGUUAUUAAAAUUGUGGAAUAAUUACAAUGAAAACAGUAGAAUGAGUGACCUCAAAUUGGUAAGGAAAACUCAAUUUGAUCCUAUUUUUGUUUGAUAUCUUUUGAGUAAGUAAUAUUGUGAAAUAUUAAGUUUGAUUAUGACUUCAUUUUAGUUUCCUUAAAACUGCAGCUAUAUUUACGUUACAACCAGAUUAUUUUAUCAUCCCACAUAUUAUUAGAGUAUAUUGCCUCUAUGUAUAAUAUUGACGGCAAUUCAUAGCUAUUCAAAUUUAAUCCUUAUAUUUUAACAAGAGAUAAUCUCUAAAUCAUUCAAGUUAUUAAUAAUUUUGCGAUUUUUAAUUUUAUUGAAUAAUCUAACAAUGAUUUUAAUUUUAUUAGCCUAUCAGUUGGUUGGAUUUCAAUAUUGGUAGCUUAUUAUUUUUUAUAUACUGGUAACUGUAUGAUUCAGUGGUAACUAAUUGUAAGUUCUUCUCAAGAAAUUGAAUGUUAGCUCAAGUAUUAUGUUUCAUAUUAUAUCUACAGAAAUUAUUCUCAAUUUUGUAACAUUUAUUUUCUAUCAUACGGAAUAUAAUAAUGAUGAACUUUUUUGUGUAAUUAAUUACUCUACCAAAAUAGUCAUGGAGCAGCUUCAGACUUAAUUUGCUAAAAUUAUUUCAUUGUCAUUUAAUACUUCAAUACUUACAAUAUUCUGCUUUUGUAUAUUCACGAUAAAAUUUUGAAAUAUACUGUAUAUAAUGUAUUAUCCUACUCUGAAAAUUGUCUCCAUAUGCAAAAUAUUAAAGUAAUCUGCACAAACUG